UCUCACACCGGUGCGCAACGUUUUGCUACGGUUUCCGGGUUGAACGACAUGUUUCCUUGAAACGGUGUGCAACGGAAUCCAACAGGUUUUAGAAGCGUUUUCUGUUGUUUGGUGGGUGUGUCAGAAAUGUCGGUCCAAUCAGCGGCAAGAUGUAUAAAACCACGCGAUAGUAAAGAGACAGCCCCCUCAAUGGGUUCAAGUUGGAAUGUUGUCUUUCAUUCUGGACGGCAAGGUCAGUGACUGUAACAUCGAGGGUAUUUUACAGUAUUAAACACACAUUUAUAACGAUUUCAUCAGGCUUCAGAAACAUUUAAAAAAGAACACAAAGAAUGGCCUCUCAGCUACCGUAGUUGCAACUCUUGCGUCAUCACAACAGGGUGUUCAAUGCAUCACCGUUUCAGUUUAAUAAACGUUGUGCAACGUUCUGUCGGGGCUGAACGCAGCCCUGGUAACCAUGUCCUGUCCUGUAUCCUAUAAUAGGCUAUAUAUGAAUUUGUUUCGUUUUCUCGUUAUUACAUUUAGAUAAAGUUAGCAUAAGUGCUUAAACUAGUGUUUUUAAUUAAUUGUAUGGUUUAAUCAGACAUGUCUCUGUCUCAUAAACUUCGUUUAUAACUUCAAAGAGACGUUCAUAUAAAAUCACAAACCGUUCCUGUACCGGAAGUUUUGUCGCCACGAUGACGUUUUUUUCACGCUAUUACAUGAAUGCUGCCAUUGUACUGAACGCGUCGAGUCUGAUGGCGUUUCCUCCGGUUUGUCACCUCUGGAGAAAGACUCCCACAAGCUUUAAACUCAUAAACAUCUUCUGUAACACUCAUCGUCUCAACACCUCAGUCAGGCUUUGGCGCUUUACAUUAGCACUUCGACACUUUACAUUUUAUUUGUGUUAAAAAUAACCUCUCUGUCAAUGUGAAUCUCUAAAGGGAUUCUUAAAACUUAUCAAAUAAAUGUAAUUAUAUUUAUAUAGGUUAUUUUUCAGCUGGUAACAUUUAGCCACACAGAUUUACCAUGAAUCCUUUUUUGAAAUCAAGUUUGCCUUAAUUUCAAGUCGAAUUUUUAAUGUGUUCAUUGUUCAAUAUAUUAAUUAUUUUCAGUCAUACAUUUUCAAACAGACUUUGUAAACUCAUAUUUUUUUAAAUUAUACAUUUUAUUUUUAACGAGAAGGAAAUUCUAGAUAUUUAUUUAAUUGUUUAUUUCCAGUUUGGACUAUGAAUAUGUGUCAACAUUUACGCGUUUCUUUACACUGCUUUCAUAUGCAAGCGAUCUCUCGACCAAUAAUGGGCCAGACGGCGCGCAUCAAAGGCCAAAUCAGCCAAUCAGGCGCUUUUGAGGCAAAGCGUGGAGAUAGUUUUUAACAGGGGAGUAUUUAAUUAGAUGGAUGUGAACACUUCCAGCACUUCAACCUCUAGUGGACCGCGAGAUAUUUUUACGGUUCUUGCAGAAGCGCACACGGUUUGGAUAGUUAUCUUCUGGAGUCAAUUGGAUAUUCGGUAUGGCUUCUGGUGCCAGUGACUGUACAGAGAAAAGCAUGCAGUAUCGGGUGGAUCAUUUAUUGAGUGCGGUAGAGAAUGAGCUACAGGCUGGCAGCGAGAAGGGGGAUCCGACAGAAAGGGACCUGAAAGUCAGUUUGGAUGAAAAUGAACUUUGGCAAAAGUUCAAAGAAUUGACGAAUGAAAUGAUAGUGACCAAGAAUGGCAGGCGCAUGUUUCCUGUGUUAAAAGUGAACGUAUCGGGUCUGGAUCCAAACGCAAUGUACUCAUUUUUACUGGAUUUCGUGGCAGCGGAUAAUCACAGGUGGAAGUAUGUGAAUGGUGAAUGGGUUCCGGGUGGCAAACCCGAGCCACAAGCCCCGAGCUGCGUCUACAUCCAUCCGGACUCGCCAAACUUCGGUGCGCAUUGGAUGAAAGCGUCAGUUUCAUUUAGCAAAGUGAAACUCACCAACAAACUGAACGGAGGAGGUCAGAUUAUGCUGAAUUCACUACACAAGUAUGAGCCGCGCAUUCAUAUAGUGCGCGUCGGUGGGCCGCAGAGAAUGAUCACCACACACUCUUUCCCUGAGACGCACUUUAUAGCUGUUACUGCCUACCAGAAUGAAGAGAUUACUGCACUUAAAAUUAAAUACAAUCCAUUCGCCAAGGCUUUCCUGGAUACCAAAGAAAGAAGUGAUCAUAAGGAAUUAAUAGAAGAUAUCAGUGAAAGUCAACAGUCUGGAUACUCUCAAUUAAGUAGCUGGUUUUUACCAGCGGCAGGGUCUCUUUGCCCUUCUGCAAACCCUCACACACAGUUUGGCAGCCCGCUGUCUUUAUCCUCAUCACAUGGCUGUGAACGUUACUCCUCUUUAAGAAGUCACCGGUCUAACCCAUACCCCAGCCCGUACACUCACCGGACAGCCUCUCCCACUGGUUACUCUGAAAACUCUGCUUGUUUGUCCAUGUUACCGUCUCAUGAUAACUGGUCCAGUCUCCAGAUGUCAUCUCACUCCAGUGUACUCCCAAUGGGCCACAGCUCGCCCCCAAACUCUAACUCCAGUCAGUACACCAGUGUGUGGUCCAUGGGGAACUCACCUUUGACCCCAGUGUCUCAGUCUGGAGGGAUGAGCAGCAGUCUGGGCACUCAGUUCCUCCGUGGCUCUGUCAGUCAUUACAGCAGCCUGGCUCACUCUGUUACAGCGCCCUCUUCUGGAUCUCCUUUAUAUGACUCCAUAUCUGUGCCUGAUGUGCAUGAGACGUCUCCAUAUGACAGUUCUGGCCAUGUGCGCAUUCCUACAGCCUGGACCCCAGUCACAGCACCCUCCUUAUAGUCAGCUGACCCAAUGGACUUUGAAUGAAAGCUUUGAACAGCUGAAUUAUCGUUACAUGUUCAUAAAAAGACCCUAAUAUAUGACCAAAGCGGGAUUUUUUGUGAGUUUUUUUCCAGUGCAGGUCUAUCAAGCGCAUUUAUACUCAAAGCAUAUUUAGUCCUUAAAUAAAAUCUCAUAAUUGUGCUGUAAAGGAUUAAAUGAUUUUGUGAUGGUUCCGGUUGUAUUCAUGAGUACUUUAGCCAAAAACAGAAGCCAUAUUGUCUUUUCACAUAUUUUUGUCAUCAUUUGAAUGGAUGAUGCUCUUGUACAUAAAGGUUAUUUAUAGCUUAUCUUUAAAAAUGGUACAUAAGUGCAAUUGUGCAGACAAUCAUUUGUAAAAUGUGUAAAUUGUAAUAUUGUUUUUUUUUUUUUUGACCUCAGGAUUUCAACUAUGCAUCGCUAUCAUGUGUUUUAAUAUGGUCACAUAUCAUUUUAUUUCACUUUAAAUCAAAACAAAAUCGUACACUUAAACAUGUUUGGUUAUUUCAUCCAAGCGUUGGGUCAAAAAGUGAUGAACCCAACUGGUUUGGUUGUAAUUUAACCUAUGCUGGGUUCUUUAAACCAAAAAUGCUGGGUUGUUUUAAUGCAUUUUUUGGGUCAAAUGUACACAUUUUCUGGGUUAAUUUAACCCAGUGGUUAGGUUUGUCCCUUUCGGACAAAACGUUGGCUUGAAAAUAACCCAGCAUCAGAGUAUAUGACACUGUUGAAAUCACAAUGAUAAUAAACA
This is a messenger RNA of Paramisgurnus dabryanus, 3563 nucleotides long. It is a transcript of the gene tbxtb, whose product is annotated as T-box transcription factor Tb. Gene Ontology annotation, molecular function: RNA polymerase II cis-regulatory region sequence-specific DNA binding; DNA-binding transcription factor activity, RNA polymerase II-specific. Gene Ontology annotation, cellular component: nucleus; chromatin. The record is from RefSeq and is a predicted model, not a curated record. Lineage: Eukaryota; Metazoa; Chordata; Actinopteri; Cypriniformes; Cobitidae. Gene Ontology annotation, biological process: heart morphogenesis; regulation of transcription by RNA polymerase II; cell fate specification.